Marasmius oreades (fairy-ring Marasmius) is the source of this 1328-nucleotide messenger RNA. RefSeq lists its product as uncharacterized. The transcript has 6 exons. Bases 41 to 1225 code for a protein of 394 amino acids. Lineage: Eukaryota; Fungi; Basidiomycota; Agaricomycetes; Agaricales; Marasmiaceae. The record is from RefSeq and is a predicted model, not a curated record.
AUUGCCAAUAUCCGAUUGGUGAACUAUACAACACGCCAUCAUGGCCGAUGAUACUGGCCAGGAUAUUCUUCUCCUCAUUUUUAUCCAUGGAUUCAAAGGAGACGACAAUACUUUCGCACAAUUUCCACAGCGUCUAACAAACAUUUUGCUCGACUCUUUACCGGACUUUAAGGUCGAGUCACUCAUGUUUCCUGUUUAUGAGACCCGAGGCGAACUGAAUGAAGCAGUGGCACGCUUUGCAGAUUGGCUGGCGACACUCACGGUUCAAAAGGAGGCCCAACAUGGCGGAGCAGGUAAGGCGAAGAUCGUACUGUGCGGACACAGCAUGGGGGGAUUACUUGCGGCAGACGCCGUUCUAGAGUUUGUUAAUUCCAGGCCCGAUGUCAACGCACCAAUAUGGCCUAACAUCAUCGCUUGCAUAGCAUUCGAUACGCCAUAUUUUGGCCUCCACCCUUACGUUUUCAAGAACAGUGCCACAAAAGCUGCACAAUACGCAGAAGCGGCGAAAACGGUCGGUACAGCGCUGUUUGGCUCAUUAGCCGGUUUCGGUGCCAGCAAGGCCGCCUCAGGAUCUUCGCCGUCUACUCCGCCAGCAGGUUUACUUACAGCUCCUUCACAAGAUCAAUCGGGCUGGGGUAAAUGGGCCCCAGCUGCGUACGCUGUUGGAGGUGCACUGUUUGCAGGUGCUGCCGCUGGUGGGGCAUAUCACAAGCGUGCAGAACUUGGACUCGGCUACACUUGGGCUACCGAUCACCUGAAGUAUGUUGGCAACCUAUGGGACGAGGAUGUUUCCAAGAAACGUGUUGACUCGAUGAUUGAGGUAGAUGAGACAGCAGGCAUCCUUUUCCGAACAUUUUACACUUUUCUCCCCGCCGUUCCGCUCGUUCACAACCUCGAUCGUACAUUUAUCAUAAUUCCUAAAGGAAAUCCUAAAAUACAGUCCCGCUUCUUGCGUGCAGAGAACAACACCGCUUCCGAUGAAAUACAGGCUCACACCGGCAUGUUCGCUGCGAAUACUAAUGACGGUUAUUACAAACUAGGACUGGAGACGGCGAGGCUUAUCCAAGAAUCCAUCGCUUCGAGACAGCAUCCUCUCAACAGGAAACAAGAUUCUGAUUCUACGCUCAGUCCCGUGGUUGACGAUCAAGAACCAAAGAAAGACGAGACCUCAAAUCUCGCCAAACUUCCAUCGGACCCGCUCGUCGACCACAACCCCUGGAAGUAAGGUGAAAGGGCGAAGGUGUAUACCAUGUUGUUCCUAUCUGUAACUGAUAUCUGAUAUACAUAUACAACGUGGCUGGGUGUUUUAAUAACUACUGUUCCCUGUC